This is a messenger RNA of Notodromas monacha, 303 nucleotides long. The record is from the annotation of a GenBank genome assembly. NCBI's taxonomy places the organism in Eukaryota, Metazoa, Arthropoda, Ostracoda, Podocopida, Cyprididae.
GACAAGCAUUGGUUGCUUAGACAAGGUCCACAUCCGCUACCAGCUGGAGUCGUUGAUGAAGUGGACGAGUUUUUCCGGGAUCGAUGGCGUUCUUUAUUGUCCGUCGACGAUCUGGUUUCUGACGUGUACAAUUCUCUGGCAGAGAAGGGAAUGAUCGACAACACGUUUAUUGUUUUCACAUCCGAUCAUGGGUAUCAUUUGGGUCAGUUUUCUCAGCCAAUCGACAAGCGCCAGCCGUACGAAUUCGAUAUUCGUGUGCCUCUCUAUGUACGAGGUCCCGGAGUUGAAGCAGGAUCAACGAGG